GUUGUUGGCAAAGCUGCCCCAAACGCUGUGUGCGCGGCGCCGCUGGCCGCACGGAUCGUCGCACGCGUUCAAGGACAUAUUCUUGUGCUUGCGCAGCCGCGGACGCGCCCGCGCGGAAAGCCACAAGCGUGUGAAGCAGCAGCAAUUCAGACCAGAGCAGAUACCAGAGCAACACUAACAAUGCGGACUCGGAGUAUGCGCAAAAAGAGGCUGCUCGACGAGCUGCCGCCGGAGCUGCUCAGCCUCGUUUUGUCACAGAUGCUGCCGCAGGACAUGAUGGUCCAGAAAUGCUCGCGGCGCUGGCGCGACAAGGACCUCGACGUAUUGUACUGGAAGCCGUUGUUCCUGAACACGUUCGGCGAAGCGGCUCAGACAGCUGCUCAGACGACGAAGUGGCGGGAUCGAUACGAGCGGGCGUGGCGGUUGCGAGUGGACGUGUCGCGCGAACCGGGCACAGGCGCACUGGGCCUCCACCUCGGGCGGUUUCUCUCGAGCUACGACCACCGCGUGAGACCGACAAACAUUUUUCACGCAACCGAUGGCCAAGGCGUGCUGUCCGUGCCUGAUAUCCGGGGGAAGGAGCUAGAGCUCCGCUACUACAUCCACGACGAGGGUAUACCUGUCGGUGCAUUUGAGGUGGACGUGGACGUAUGGGUACAUCCCGACGACUACGUGGACGACGACGUGGACGACGACGCCGAAGAUCCAGUCUCUGAGGAGUACAGAUGGAUCGAAGCGGGCAUUCUGAAGGGUCUAGUAGUGUACAACCCCUUGGGAACCCUCUACGAUCCGGAGCGCCCCGCGGUGGGCCGCCGCGGCAUACGGGUCGGGUCCCCGCUGCGGCACUUGCUGGAAGCCUAUGGGGUCGAUCUCGAGGACGUUGAGGCUUACGGGGACUCGAGGUGCGGAUCCCUUAUGGGGCUCCGCGGCGUCAACAUCCAGUUCGGACUCGCAGACAAUGACGAUUACACGCUCUGGGACCAGUGGGAGGAGCUCCUAGACGGGGCCGUGACCAUAUUUCGCCAUGGAGAACCGGAUCAACAACGCGAAGUCCCGCGGGAGACCCUUCUCAACUGGCCCCUGCAGUCGCUCCAGGUCUGGAGCGAUGACGCCUUCUAGGAUGCUCUAAGGGUGCCUGUAACCCGAGCCGGACACCGGGAGUGCGCCUGGUAAGAACUUCCUAGGUAGUAGUAGUAUCUCAA
Pelagomonas calceolata is the source of this 1202-nucleotide messenger RNA. The record is from the annotation of a GenBank genome assembly. NCBI's taxonomy places the organism in Eukaryota, Pelagophyceae, Pelagomonadales, Pelagomonadaceae.